AUGGAAGUACUUGACACAGCAGGUACUGAACAAUUUACAACCUAUAACGAAGUCUACAUCAAGUCAGCACAAGGUUUUGUUCUCGUCUACAGUUUGACUCAAGAGGCUAGCCUUAAGGAAGUUGACAAUAUGCGGAAACAGAUCUUUCGCAUCAAAGGAGGCAAUACACAAACUAUUCCGAUUGUCGUUGUGGGCACCAAACUUGAUCUCGUCAAUGAACGCGAGGUACCUGCAAGCACGAUAGCGACUCUGUCCUCUCGGUGGGGGCUUCCGUUCUAUGAAACCUCAGCAAAGCGAAACUGGCAUGUAUCUGAGGUAUUCGAGGAUCUCCUCAGACAAUUACGCAAAACAUAUCCCAUUCCGACCUCGCAGAAGAAGAGGAAAUCUCCAGGAUGUGUCGUCAUGUAG
Molecule: messenger RNA, 408 nt
Organism: Marasmius oreades (fairy-ring Marasmius)
Lineage: Eukaryota; Fungi; Basidiomycota; Agaricomycetes; Agaricales; Marasmiaceae
Exons: 4
Coding region: 1-408 (135 amino acids)
Biological process (GO): signal transduction
Cellular component (GO): plasma membrane
Molecular function (GO): GTP binding; GDP binding; GTPase activity
Source: RefSeq, a predicted model, not a curated record